AUAAACUAAAGUUAGCAACACUGUUAACUUUAUUCAUCCCCCUCUUUUGCCCCCUUUUUCUAUUUCUUGUUUGCUAUUUUAUACAUACAAUUUGUAUGUUGCUCUUUUUUUUGUGUGAUUAAUGACAAUUUUUAAUAGGUAAAAAGAACGCAAACAUUAGCUCUCUAAGGUGAAAAAAACCCAAAAUUAAAAUGAGCGAAAAAGAGGAAAAUAAAGUAAAUGAAAAGGAAUCGGCAGAAGCAACAACUACUACGUCGACAUCAUCAUCAUCAUCUUCGGUGUCAACAACAAUAACAACACCUGCUGCCAGCAGCACAACAACAAAUCCAACAGAUGUGGCCAAUAACAAAGAUGCAGCUCAGCCUCGAGAGAUUUCCACCAAGGAGGCUUAUUUUGCUAGUCUAAAUGAAUGGGUUAAACAUGCCAACAUUUCACAAAACGCCAUGGCUAUGUUUCCCUGGUAUUUUAUGACCUCCUAUCCCCAACUGUUCACACAACCGGCUCCCGGCAGUUUUAUGCCUGGCUUACAAAUGCCCACAGCAAACGUUCAAAACAACAUUCCACCACCACCAGUGAAUAACAAUAAUCUAAAUGCCAACUUUAAUCCGGGCGCUGCUGGUGUGGGUGUAUUUAAUGGUUUCGGUCUGAGGCUUAUUAACGAUCAGGCUCAGGCUGAAAUUAUAAAUCGUAAUGGUGGCUAUGAAUAUGUGGUGGCUCCAUUUUGGAAAAGAGCUGUGGCCGAAGUUAUAGAUAUGAUUAUAAUGUUGUUCUUGAAAAUUGUGGUCAUCUUUGUGGUGACCAAUGUUUUUGGCUAUAAUCUCAUGAUGGACAUGGAUAAAGAUGUCUUAAAUAAGGCCAUGGAUAAUGAAGAUUUUGCUGGUGCCCUUUUAUACUCUAUGGACUUUUUAGCUUUUUCCUCGGAUCUAUUAGCCUUUGAAAUUGCCACUAAACUAUUUGUUUGUCUCUAUGAGGCCGUCCUCACAACCUUCUUCAAUGGGGCCUCGGUGGGUAAACAUAUUAUGAGUUUGAGCAUUAAAUAUGUAGAGGCCAUGUUGCCAUUACCCAACAAUGGCUUACCCGCCCAACCCAUACCUCAAAUACAAUUGGGCUUCCAGGCGGCUCGUGUUCAAAUGCGUGCCCUGCUAUUCCCUGCCGAAACGCCAAAUUUUAAAAGAGCCUUCGUGCGUGCCGUUGCCAAAAAUGUCAUCUUAAGUCUAUUGUUUCCAAUGUUUUUCCUAAUGGUUUUCUUUAAAAAUAAUCGUACCGCCUAUGAUAUCAUGACAAAAACUAUUGUUGUAGAGACCUCUAGUCAACCGUUGGUCUUAAGAAGACAUCCGCAACAACAGCAGCAGCAGUAACAUUUAAAACUAUUUUGGAGUUAAGAUUUGUUAAUUGUUAUGGUAAAACAAAGGAUAAUAUUUUUAUCUUUUAUUUUUUAGUUCACUUGCCAUAAACAUUGUUUUUUUUUCAAUUUAAACUUUUAACAAAAAGAAAAUGAAAUUUUUAAUUGCAUGAACUAAAGAAGUGAGGGUUUUUGAAUAUAAUUUAUCCGAAAAAAGUGUAUGUAUAAUAAUUUAGUGAAAAAUAUAUAAAUAAAUGUAAAAUUAUAAAAAAACAUA
Lucilia cuprina (Australian sheep blowfly) is the source of this 1619-nucleotide messenger RNA. RefSeq names its product protein FAM8A1. The transcript is spliced from 2 exons. Lineage: Eukaryota; Metazoa; Arthropoda; Insecta; Diptera; Calliphoridae. The record is from RefSeq and is a predicted model, not a curated record. Bases 192 to 1358 code for a protein of 388 amino acids.